AUGGUUGCUAGGAAAUGGAUUGCAAGCUUUAUGAGUGACCGGCACGCCAACAUCGGAUUCGACGAUUUCCGUACCGAGACAGAGCUACUAGUACAUGCGGGUCUAGCGCAAGGCUCGCCGCUCUCUCCUAUCUUGUUUGCAUUCUUCAAUGCCGAUCUGGUCGACCAGCCCGUCAACUCCCACGGAGGCGCGUCGGCAUUCAUUGACGACUACUUUCGAUGGAGAGUGGGCAGCUCACCCGAGGAAAAUCUAGCCAAGAUACAGUCCGAGGAUGUCCCUCGCAUUGAGGAGUGGGCACAGCGAACCGGAUCCUGCUUCGCUGCGGAGAAGACUGAACUCAUCCACAUCACCAGGAAGAGGGGAGUGCACCUUCAAGGACAAAUCACCUUCGAUGGAACCGAUGUCAAGCCAUCACCUACAGCCAAGCUGCUAGGAGUGAUAUUCGACCAGGGACUUCGUUGGAAAGAACACGUUCAGCAGGCCAUCAAACGCGCCACCAAGACGACUAUCGCACUAAGUGGGCUACGGCAUUUGCGCCCAGAACAGAUGCGACAGCUCUACCAAGCAUGUGUCGCGCCUAUUGUAGACUACGCAUCGACGGUCUGGCACGACCCGCUCCGGGACAAAGUUCACCUCCGACACUUGAACACAGUGCAGAGAACCGUGUUGAUCAGGAUCCUAUCAGCGUUCAGAACAGUAGCAACCGCAACACUGGAAGUCGAAGCCCACAUACUCCCCACGCAUCUCCGCCUUCGCUACCGAGCGCAGCGCACCAUAGCGAGACUUCACACUCUACCACGUGACCAUCCUAUCUGGAAUGCCCUAGCGAGAGCUCAGAAUCGUAGAAACAAUGUGGGAUCAUACGCCCGCUUCCCCCUAGCGGAAGCCAUGAAAACUAUGGAUGUCGACAGGCUCAACGAAUUGGAAAUAAUUGACCCACGCCCGUUGCCCCCGUGGCGUUCGGACGCCUUUACGGAGAUCGAGCUCGAACACGACCGGGAAAUAGCGAGAGAAAGAGCAGAGGCUGUGAGGAACACAUCGGAUAUUGUCGUCUACUCGGACGCCUCCGGACGUGAGGGUCAUCUGGGGGCUGCCAUUGUUGCACUGAAUGACGACGAUGAGGUGACCGAGUCUCAACAGAUCCAGGUGGGAUCGAUGGACCGUUGGUCGGUUCAUGUAGCGGAACUCAUUGGCAUCUUCUACGCGGUUAACAUAGUGUUCAAGUUAGCUCACCAACGCUCGAUCAUCGGAAACAGUAGGCACGCAACCGCCACUAUUCUCUGUGAUAGCAAAUCGGCUCUGCAGGCAAUUCAAAACGCGAGAAAUAAAUCAGGCCAGCGAAUCGUCCAUGCAACCCUCUAUGCAGCCACUGAGGUUCAAACAAUACCCAUAACGCUCCGCCUCCAGUGGAUGCCAGGGCAUUGUGAAAACGCCGGGAACGAUUUGGCGGAUCGACUUGCUAAGGAAGCUGCACAACCGGGCAAAACCCAUCCUUUUCGGCCGCUGCUGUCAAGGGAGAACGCAUCUAUCCGCGAUAAGAUUCAGGCUCAAUGGGGGCAAGAAUGGAAGUCAAACACCAAGGGCUCGCACCUACGGAAGAUUGACGACACGCUCCCGGCGCGAUAUACCAGGAAACUCUAUGGGAAUUUACCCAGGAACCGCGCGUAUCUGCUGACACAGCUACGCACGGGCCACAACUGGCUAUCUAGCUACAGAAAGAAGAUUGGCUACAGUGAUGAUGAUCGGUGCGGGUGCGGAGCAGAGGAGACAGUCACCCACGUCUUGAUGGAAUGCCCGAGGCUACGAGAGCCGCGGGAGGAAUUGAGAAGACAAGUCGAGGACGCGCUGAACAGCGUAUCGAGUCUGCUGGGAGGCUCAAAUGAAGGUGAGAAAGGUAAACCAGACACCGUCUCGCGAGCCAAGAUAGUACGAGCUGUACUGGACUUCGCCGAGGCGUCACAGAGGUUUCGCAGUCGCGCGUCAUAA
Molecule: messenger RNA, 1986 nt
Organism: Penicillium soppii
Lineage: Eukaryota; Fungi; Ascomycota; Eurotiomycetes; Eurotiales; Aspergillaceae
Product: reverse transcriptase
Exons: 1
Coding region: 1-1986 (661 amino acids)
Molecular function (GO): nucleic acid binding; RNA-DNA hybrid ribonuclease activity
Source: RefSeq, a predicted model, not a curated record